AUGGCUCUGCCCUUUCCCCAGAACCCCGAGCUGGUGGCCCGGCUGGAGCGGAUAAAGGCCAAACUGGCCAAUGAGGAGUACCGGCGUAUGACCCGCAACAUCACCGGCCAGCAGAUGAAUGGGACAUUGGCUGAAUUUGGGAGGCAAGUUCGCUCUGUUAAAGCUGUUGUCAUCACCAUAUUCAACUUCAUUGUCACCGUGGUGGCCGCUUUCGCCUGCACAUACCUGGGCAGCCAGUACGUCUUUGCAGAGACCGCGGCGCGUGUCCUGUCAGCAGUAAUUGUGGCCUCAGUUGUCGGCUUGGCUGAGCUGUAUGUAAUGGUGCGGACCCUUGAAGGGGACCUCGGGAAACUAUAA
Charadrius vociferus (killdeer) is the source of this 357-nucleotide messenger RNA. RefSeq names its product transmembrane protein 199 (gene VMA12). Bases 1 to 357 code for a protein of 118 amino acids. Gene Ontology annotation, biological process: vacuolar proton-transporting V-type ATPase complex assembly. Lineage: Eukaryota; Metazoa; Chordata; Aves; Charadriiformes; Charadriidae. The transcript is spliced from 4 exons. Gene Ontology annotation, cellular component: endomembrane system. The record is from RefSeq and is a predicted model, not a curated record.